GCCCCCCGACAUGGCCCGGGGUGGCGGUCAGAACUGGAGUUCCGGGGAGUCUGACGGGCAGCCGGAGGAGCGCACGGCAGAGGAGACCGGGGACAAGAUGGUGAAGGAGACCCAGUACUAUGACAUCCUGGGGGUGAAGCCCAGCGCGUCCCCGGAGGAGAUCAAGAAGGCCUACCGGAAGCUGGCGCUCAAGUUCCACCCGGACAAGAACCCGGAUGAGGGCGAGAAGUUCAAGCUCAUAUCCCAGGCCUAUGAAGUGCUUUCAGACCCGAAGAAGAGAGACAUCUAUGACCAAGGCGGCGAGCAGGCCAUCAAGGAAGGAGGCUCGGGCAGCCCCAGCUUCUCUUCGCCCAUGGACAUCUUCGACAUGUUCUUCGGGGGCGGGGGACGGAUGGCUCGAGAGAGGAGAGGCAAGAACGUUGUCCACCAGCUGUCUGUAACUCUCGAAGAUUUGUAUAAUGGAGUCACAAAGAAGUUGGCCCUCCAGAAAAAUGUGAUUUGUGAGAAAUGUGAAGGUGUCGGCGGGAAGAAGGGGUCUGUGGAGAAGUGCCCUCUGUGCAAGGGCCGCGGCAUGCAGAUCCACAUCCAGCAGAUCGGGCCGGGCAUGGUGCAGCAGAUCCAGACCGUGUGCAUCGAGUGCAAGGGCCAGGGCGAGCGCAUCUGCCCCAAGGACCGCUGUGACGGCUGCAGUGGCGCCAAGGUGACCCGAGAGAAGAAGGUUAUCGAGGUGCACGUGGAGAAAGGUAUGAAGGAUGGGCAAAAGAUUCUGUUUCAUGGAGAAGGAGACCAGGAGCCUGAGCUGGAGCCUGGCGAUGUCAUAAUUGUGCUUGAUCAGAAGGAUCAUAGUGUCUUUCAGAGGCGCGGCCACGACUUGAUCAUGAAAAUGAAAAUUCAGCUUUCUGAAGCCCUCUGUGGCUUCAAGAAGACGCUAAAAACGCUGGAUGAUCGAAUCCUCAUGAUCACGUCCAAGUCGGGCGAGGUGAUCCGGCACGGGGACCUGAGGUGUGUGCGCAGCGAAGGGAUGCCCAUCUACAAAGCGGCCCCGGAGAAGGGGACCCUGAUCAUCCAGUUUCUCGUCGUCUUUCCCGAGAAACACUGGCUGCCUCAGGACAAGCUCCCGCAGCUGGAGGCCCUGCUGCCCCCGCGGCAGAAGGUGAGGGUCACGGACGACAUGGACCAGGUGGAGCUGAAGGAGUUCAGCCCCGGCGAGCGGAGCUGGCGGCAGCAGCGGGAGGCCUACGAGGAGGACGAGGACGGGCCGCGGGCCGGGGUGCAGUGCCAGACGGCGUAGUGGCCGCGCGAGCGCCCCGUGUAGCGUCGGCACAGUGAAAACGGCGUCGCCUGGCGGCCUCGUGUCUGGGGUGUCCUGUGUAUGUGUUCAGCCUGCUCAGGUGCUGAGCGUCGUCUUGGCUUUUCUUCUGUUUUUCCUUUGGUUGUCACUUAAGUUAUAGCUUAAUUUAUAUUUAAACGUUUCAAGUGUGAAUCGC
Neogale vison (American mink) is the source of this 1487-nucleotide messenger RNA. It is a transcript of the gene DNAJA4, whose product is annotated as DnaJ heat shock protein family (Hsp40) member A4. Gene Ontology annotation, cellular component: cytoplasm; cytosol. Gene Ontology annotation, molecular function: Hsp70 protein binding; ATP binding. The record is from RefSeq and is a predicted model, not a curated record. Lineage: Eukaryota; Metazoa; Chordata; Mammalia; Carnivora; Mustelidae. The transcript is spliced from 8 exons. The coding region runs from base 11 to 1291 and encodes 426 amino acids. Gene Ontology annotation, biological process: protein refolding; response to heat.